Messenger RNA from Anarrhichthys ocellatus (wolf-eel), 3393 nucleotides. Its product is annotated as NLR family CARD domain-containing protein 3-like. The transcript is spliced from 7 exons. NCBI's taxonomy places the organism in Eukaryota, Metazoa, Chordata, Actinopteri, Perciformes, Anarhichadidae. Bases 715 to 3393 code for a protein of 892 amino acids. The record is from RefSeq and is a predicted model, not a curated record.
UUUAUUAUAUAAAGAUAAAGAUUUUAAAGAGUUUGGAGAGCAGAAAUGAGCUCACAAUAGUUUAAAGUCAUGUCAGUAGGCAUCAGUAUAAAUGACCUGUAAAGCAGUAAACGCUGAGACUCAGGUUACAUGUCACAAUAAAGGAUGCACACUACAUUGUGACAACACAUCAGUAAACAUCUGCAGAUGAGAGCUCACAGUGUUUCAUUGAAGGGUUCAACUAACAGCCAGUUGAGCCCACUUUCCUCUCUCAGCCUCUGGAUUCCUCUGCCAAAGUGUUCUACUAGAUUACUGUCAGACCUCCAGGAGACACAGAGAGUUUAGAGAGCUGCUUUUACUUUGACAGUCUGUUAUGUUACAAACACUGAAGCACGUUCACAGCUUACGUUUCUUCCUGUUUGUAGCUGCUUCCUGCUCUGACUGGAUGUAGUAGACGUGGAAACAGAGGAACAUUCCAAAUGUUGAAGAGCUUUUCAAAGUCACUCAAAUAGAAGUGAAAACUGACGUCAUCCCCAAAGAAAGGCCAAUAAAAAGCCAGAUGAAGAGUCUUCCUCUAGUCCUCAAACAAGCCAACAAACAGACUGAAGAGCAUUGUGAACGUCAUCUCUUAGAGAGGACUCUGCAGCUCAGAGUGACAACAUGGAAACUGUCCCAUGAGUGUCUUUAGUAUUGAGGUGAAUGAGCUGUGUGUGUUUGUCAUGAUGAAGAGAAAUAAUGUUGUUGUGUUUGUGUGAAGGUGUGGACUCUGCUAUGAAUCAGUGUGAGGACAGAGAGGAGGGAGUCCCUCCCUCUAGAACCAGCCACACCAAAGCUCAGAGGAUCCAUCAGGGCCCACACUGUCCUGGACCUGGACCUGAACCUGGACCCAGCUGUGUGUCCAUGAAGAGUGACCAAUCUAUGGAUAAUUUUACAGUCUUCAAAGAUGGACGCCACUCUGUUGAUCAAAGGAGGAAGCUGGAACAACCUGGACCUGGACCUGGACCUGAACCUGGACCGGGACCAGGACCCAGCUGUGUGUCCAUGAAGAGUGACGGGUCUAUGUCUUAUUUUAUAGACUUCAAAGAUGGACGCCACUCUGUUGAUCAAAGAGAGGACCAGGAGAGCUCAGAGGUUCCCAGAGGUCAGUCUGCCCAGCAGCAUCAAACACACCUGGACUCCAUAUUUAUGCUGCUGGAGGAGAACAUCGUCACUUUUGUGAAGAACGAGCUGAAGAAGAUCCAGAAGGUUGUGAGUUCAGAUUACCCAGAAUGCUUAGAGAGUCAGAGGGAGGAUGAGGAGGUGUUGGACGGUGAGGAUGAAGAGCAGAGGAGGAGGAGCAGCAGAGAGGCAUUUGUGAAGAUCACAGUGAACUUCCUGAGGAGAAUGAAGCAGGAGGGGUUGGCUGACUGUCUGCAGAGCAGAAGUCAUUCAGGACUUCUUGCUCCAGUUUGUCCGCGUGAACUCAAAUAUAACCUGAAGAAGAAGUUCCAGUGUGUGUUUGAGGGGAUUGCUAAAGCAGGAAACCCAACCCUUCUGAAUCAGAUGUACACAGAGCUCUACAUCACAGAGGGAGGGACUGCAGAGGUCAAUGAUGAACAUGAGGUCAGACAGAUUGAAACAGCAUCCAGGAAACCACACAGACCAGAAACAACCAUCAGACAAGACGACCUCUUUAAAGCCUCACCUGGAAGAGAGGAACCAAUCAGAACAGUGAUGACAAAGGGAGUGGCUGGCAUUGGGAAAACAGUCUUAACACAGAAGUUCACUCUGGACUGGGCUGAAGACAAAGCCAACCAGGACAUACAGUUCACAUUUCCAUUCACCUUCAGAGAGCUGAAUGUGCUGAAAGAGAAACAGUUCAGCUUGGUGGAACUUGUUCAUCACUUCUUCAGUGAAACCAAAGAAGCAGGAAUCUGCAGGUUUGAAGAGUUCCUGGUUCUGUUCAUCUUUGACGGUCUGGAUGAGUGUCGACUUCCUCUGGACUUCCACCACAAUGAGAUCCUGACUGAUGUUACAGAGUGCACCUCAGUGGAUGUGCUGCUGACAAACCUCUUCAGGGGGAAACUGCUUCCCUCUGCUCGCCUCUGGAUAACCACACGACCUGCAGCAGCCAAUCAGAUCCCUGCUGAGUGUGUCGACAUGGUGACAGAGGUCAGAGGGUUCACUGACCCACAGAAGGAGGAGUACUUCAGGAAGAGAUUCAGAGAUGAGCAGCAGGCCAGCAGGAUCAUCUCCCACAUCAAGACCUCACGAAGCCUCCACAUCAUGUGCCACAUCCCAGUCUUCUGCUGGAUCACUGCUGGAGUUCUGGAGGAGGUGUUGAAGACCAGAGAGGGAGGAGAGCUGCCCAAGACCCUGACUGAGAUGUACAGCCACUUCCUGGUGGUUCAGUCCAAACUGAAGAUGGUCAAGUAUGAUGGAGGAGCUGAGACGGAUCCACACUGGAGUCUAGAGAGCAGGAAGAUGACCAAGUCUCUGGGAAAACUGGCUUUUGAUCAGCUGCAGAAAGGGAACCUGAUCUUCUAUGAAUCCGACCUGACAGAGUGUGGCAUUGAUAUCACAGCAGCCUCAGUGUACUCAGGAGUGUUCACACAGAUCUUUAGAGAGGAAAGAGGACUGUACCAGGACAAGGUGUUCUGCUUCGUCCAUCUGAGUGUUCAGGAGUUUCUGGCUGCUCUUCAUGUCCAUCUGACCUUCAUCAACUCUGGAGUCAAUCUGCUCUCAGAAGAACCAACAACCUCCCGUUGGUCUGAAGUCUCUAGAGGCAAACCUGAACUAACACAUCUCUACCAGAGUGCUGUGGACAAGGCCUUACAGAGUCCAAAUGGACACCUGGACUUGUUCCUCCGCUUCCUCCUGGGUCUUUCUCUGGAGACUAAUCAGACUCUCCUACGAGGUCUGUUGACACAGACAGGAAGUAGCUCACAGACCAAUCAGGAAACAGUCCAAUACAUCAAGAAGAAGAUCAGUGAGGAUGUGUCUCCAGAGAAAAGCAUCAAUCUGUUCCACUGUCUGAAUGAACUCAAUGAUGGUUCUCUAGUGGAGGAGAUCCAACAGUCCCUGAGUUCAGGACGUCUCUCCACAGAUAAACUGUCUCCUGCUCAGUGGUCAGCUCUGGUCUUCAUCUUACUGUCAUCACAAAAAGAUCUGGACGUGUUUGACCUGAAGAAAUACUCUGCUUCAGAGGAGACUCUUCUGAGGCUGCUGCCAGUGGUCAAAGCCUCCAACAAAGCUCUACUCAGUAGCUGCAACCUCUCAGAGAGAAGCUGUGAAGCUCUGUCCUCAGUUCUCAGCUCCCAGUCCUCUAGUCUGAGAGAGAUGGACCUGAGUAACAAUGACCUGCAGGAUUCAGGAGUGAAGAUGCUGUCUGCAGGACUGGAGAGUCCACAUUGUACACUGGAGACUCUCAGGUGA